CUCCCUCACCCAAGCCAUGUCGAAGCUCUUUAUUGGAGGCCUAGCCUGGCACACGGAUGAUGCCACCCUGCGCCAAAAGUUCGAGGAGUUUGGCCAGGUCGAGGAGGCCGUCGUUGUGAAGGACCGCGACACUGGCCGAAGCCGUGGAUUCGGCUUCGUCCGGUACGCCCAGGAGAGCGAGGCCGACACCGCCAUGCAGAACAUGAACAACGUCGAGUUCGAUGGUCGCAUGAUCCGCGUUGACAAGGCUUCCGAUCGUGGUGCUGGUGGAGGUGGCCGUAGUGGCGGCGGCGGCGGCUACCAGUACAACAACCGUGGCGGCUAUGGAGGUGGAGGUCAAGGCGGAGGCUAUGGUCGAGGCGGCUACGGUGGCGGUGCCAGCUGGGGCCCCUCCAACGGCGGAUACCCACCCCAGGGCCAGAGCGGUGGAUACGGCGGCGGCUACGGACAACAAGGCCAGGGCCAGUGGUAGACUUCCAUCGCCUCCUCGACGACCGUCCACGAACUUGAACUUCAAACAAUGACGGCACGGUAACGAGAGCGAAGAGACAAGUCGAGAACGAGACGGGACAUUUUUCACAAUCUGCGCAUUCGGGCUUAGACUUGCGGCAUGUGCUGGUAUAGGGCUGGCGCAAGCGACUCGAUCGGCUGCUGCUACUGCGACUCUUUGAAUGCUUUCUACUCCUUCUUUUCCGUACAGGAUGGGCAGAAGAUUGCCGCAAACUGCUGGGUUUGGUUCUCGGACAGAUUGGUUGAUUGAUACCCAUCUUUGAAUCAGAGCAGCAUGGUCUGCCUCUUGGAGCACUUCUGUAUUUUCCAGCUCUCAGGCACUGCUAGACUUGUUUCUAACCAGUGACUGCUAACUUGCUGUCUCCCGAUUGACAGAUCUGCCGGUUCCAAGUCGCAUCAGAAACGUGCACAUGGG
Messenger RNA from Westerdykella ornata, 925 nucleotides. Its product is annotated as RNA-binding domain-containing protein. Lineage: Eukaryota; Fungi; Ascomycota; Dothideomycetes; Pleosporales; Sporormiaceae. Gene Ontology annotation, molecular function: RNA binding. The record is from RefSeq and is a predicted model, not a curated record. The coding region runs from base 17 to 472 and encodes 151 amino acids. The transcript has 6 exons.